UUUCCCCUGGAACCGUGCAAUGGGGUUGUUAUCAAAGAUGUGACUGUGGCCGUGCUACAGGAAUACUUCGGGAACGGACAACUCACAGCCGAGCAAUUGAGCCAAUGCUACGUGGACCGCAUUGCAAAGACCAACCCAUUUCUCCAUCAUGUGAUCGAGAUCAAUCCAGACUGGCAGACCAUCGCUCAAGGCUUGGACAGCGAGCGAGCCAACGGCACCAUCCGAAGUCCACUCCAUGGCAUUCCGAUCUUAGUCAAGGAUAACAUCGCCACAGACGACCGGAUGAACACCACCGACGGCAAUCUUGCGCUUCUCGGCAGUAAAGUCGCAGAUGACGCUUUCGUGGUGAAAAAACUUCGUGCUGCCGGCGUCGUCAUCCUCGGCCAUGCCAAUGAAUCCGAGGAUGCAGAUCACCGAGCAGUCAUCGACUUCUCAGAAGGCUGGUCUGACCGUGGCGGACAGUGUCGAAAUGUCUGGAAUGGCACGCAGCAGACUGCAGGAAGCUCGACCGGAUCCGCGCAGGCUGUGGCGGGAUAUAACAUUUUACUGAGUGUGGGCACGGAGACUCAUGGUUCUGUGCUGCAUCCCGCUGGUCAUGCUGGAGUUGUCGGAUUGAAACCUACUGUCGGUUUGACGAGUCGGGAUGGUGUCAUUCCCGGCUCGCACAAUCGUGACUCUGUGGGGACGUUUGCGCGGAAUGUACACGAUGCGGCGCUGUUGCUGGAUGCCAUGUACGGCGUCGAUGAGAAUGAUCCUUGGUCGGUGUUGCAGACGGGAAAAACUCCUCCGGCUGGGCACGCGCAGUUUGCCACCGACUCAUCCGCUCUGAGUGGUGCAGUGUUUGGCAUCCCCUAUCAUAUUUGGUGGUCGACCGUCGCCGGAAUCAGAGCGCCUGGGAACGAAGUCAAGUUUCUCGAGCGGAUCGAACAAUUAAAGCAAGCUGGGGCUACCAUUAUCAACAUCACUGAGCCUUUGCCGUAUGCAGAUGAAAUCCAAAAUGCGUAUGGUUGGGGAGAUGCUGCAAACACCCCCUAUUGGCUGCAAAGCGCUCGAUAUCUCAAUGUGGACUUGUACAACGGGUAUACAGAGUGGCUGCAGAAGAUUUCCUGGCCAAAGGGUCGACGAGAAGAACUUCCGCUGGAGAAUCUCGGAGAUCUUGUGGUGUGGAAUAAUCAGAACAACGACUCGACAGGUGCGCUGGGAGGUGCCUAUCCCUGGAAGAGUGGACAGGACGCACUCGUGGCCGCUGUAGCAACGUCUGGCAUUCGUUCCGAUCGGUAUUGGACAGCGCUGCACUGGCGACAAGUUCGAUCUGAAGCCUGCAUCAAUGGUGCCUACAUCCACACUUUUCCCAACGGCACCACAAUCACUCUCGACGCAGUGCUGAUUCCCAACGUGGCCAGCGCCAGCUCUUCAUCUGCCAUGGCAAGUGUCCCCGAUGCGGCACAGUAUCCUGCCAUUACCAUCCCCAUCAAUGUAGACGGCUACAAUGUGCCCAUGGGUCUCGGAAUCUGGGGAACAGCGUACACGGAGAGCAUGCUGGUGAAAUGGGCAUCUGCAAUGGAAAGUCUG
Messenger RNA from Sphaerulina musiva SO2202, 1572 nucleotides. RefSeq names its product amidase signature enzyme. The record is from RefSeq and is a predicted model, not a curated record. The annotation marks the transcript as partial. The transcript is spliced from 3 exons. Lineage: Eukaryota; Fungi; Ascomycota; Dothideomycetes; Mycosphaerellales; Mycosphaerellaceae.